Messenger RNA from Pecten maximus, 1524 nucleotides. RefSeq lists its product as uncharacterized. NCBI's taxonomy places the organism in Eukaryota, Metazoa, Mollusca, Bivalvia, Pectinida, Pectinidae. The transcript has a single exon. Gene Ontology annotation, molecular function: DNA binding. Gene Ontology annotation, cellular component: nucleus. Bases 1 to 1524 code for a protein of 507 amino acids. The record is from RefSeq and is a predicted model, not a curated record.
AUGGUACGUACGUACAAAAAGAAAAGAGGGGACAGAGUAUCAACAGAUGUGUUGCAAAGAGCGCUAGCUCAUUACAAGAAUACUAUCGAUGGAUACAAGAAAACAAGUCAGUUGUUUGGCGUACCUCGUUCAACGCUACAAGAUAAUGUGAAAAAACUAAACAAGAUGCCCGAAUCAGAAAGAUCAAUUUCGAAUAUGCGUUUCGGAUACCAAAGGCCUAGACAAGUUUUCUCAGAUGGAGAUGAAACUGCACUUGUUGUGUACUUAAAGCACGCGUCGACCAUUUACUUUGGACUGUGUCCACGUGAAGUAAGACUUUUAGCAUAUGAAUGCGGCAAGCAAUUUAACAUCAAAAUGCCAGCAUCGUGGUCGGAAAAGGAAAUAGCGGGUGCCGAUUGGUUCUCUUCGUUUCUAAAACGUCAUUCGGAACUUUCACUCAGGACCCCAGAAGCAACAAGCAUCGCUAGAGCGACAGCCUUUAACAAAACAAAUGUAUCUGAAUACUUUACCAAACUGACGGAAGUGACGGGGAGACAUAUGUUUGAGGCAUGUGACAUUUGGAAUGUCGAUGAAACUGGAGUGGUGACAGUGGUAAAACCAAAAAAGGUUGUAGCAGGUACUGGUGUUAAGCAAAUAGGACCUCUAACAUCAGCUGAGAGGGGACAACUAGUCACGCUGUGUGCUGGUGUAUCCGCAGGCGGGAAAGCAAUUCCACCGUUCCUUAUUUAUCCUCGUGUUAACUACAGAGACCAUUUUCUAAUUGGAGCACCAGCGGGUUCCAAGGGAACGGCCCAUCCAUCUGGUUGGAUGACAGCUGAUAACUUUCUUCUCUUUCUGCAGCACUUUGCUCAACAUGUCAAACCAACCGUGAAUAAUCCAGUUCUCAUUUUGCUUGAUAAUCAUGUCUCUCAUCUCUCCAUAGACGCUCUUGAUUACGCCAAGGAGAACGGGAUUGUUAUGUUAUCAUUUCCACCGCACUGUUCGCAUCGCUUGCAGCCACUGGACCUGUCGGUCUUCGGACCACUGAAAAGAAAACUGUCGGUGUCGCAAAGUAACUGGCUUCGUAACAAUCCAGGGAAGCCAAUAUCUAUAUAUGAUAUUGCAGGCAUUUUAUGUAACCCAUGGAAGGAGGCACUAACUAUGUCCAACAUUUGUAGUGGUUUCCAAAAGGCUGGGAUUUUCCCAUUAAACACAGAAGUUUUCACAGAAGAAGACUUCAUGCCAUCAGCCGUGACGGACAGACCAUUAGAAUCGGGACCAGUAAAGCCCGCGGUUGCCCCAGUAGAACAAGUUUUUGACACGUCCACUACCAGUAACAGAGAUAUAGAUUCGGAACAAGUACUAGUAGAUGACACCCAAAUUGACAGAGAUACUAACAUGAAUUGCUAUCUUCAAGAACAGAAUAUUUCAUCCAUAUCCGUAAGCGGUGACGGACAUUGCCUCCUUUAUGCCGUUAGUUCAUCCUUGUAUGCUGCUGGAGAUGAGAUUUUUACAGAUGAGGAUUUGAAAGAGUCUAUCAGCUGA